Molecule: messenger RNA, 183 nt
Organism: Parastagonospora nodorum SN15
Lineage: Eukaryota; Fungi; Ascomycota; Dothideomycetes; Pleosporales; Phaeosphaeriaceae
Exons: 2
Coding region: 1-183 (60 amino acids)
Source: RefSeq, a predicted model, not a curated record
AUGCCUGCGGCCCUAGCUUGCCUCACUGUACUCCAAAAUUACGAUGGUCCCAAUGAGACCCUUGGUCUUCACCCGAUUCUCGUCCUGCCGGUAAUCGUGAUCCUUGCAACUCUCAGCCAGCAACGUCACAAUUCCCGUUACAGUGCGGAGAAGCUGUCUCCUACCAUACAGAUUCUCAGCUGA